AUGACCUUAUUUGCAGUGGCAGACUUCUGCUUGAUUCCGAUGGGUACACCAUCACCAUCAGUAGGGAUCUAUAUCGCCGAAUGUCAACGUGUAUUGGAAAAGAUGAAAGAAGAGGGGAUAAAAUAUGAAAUGCACGGAUAUGGUACAAAUCUAGAAGGACCUUUUGAUGUUGUCUCUCGUGCGAUAGAAGCUUGCCAUGAAGCAGUUCAUGCUAUGGGUAUCCCACGCAUUGCAACAGAUAUCAGAAUAGGCACUCGAGUCGAUAAGCCGGAUAAAGAGCAAUGGGCAGAUGGAUUGGGCGAGAAUGAACGUAAACGAGAGAGCGUUCGUCGAACAUUAGCAAACAACACUCAACAGCAGUGA
This is a messenger RNA of Meira miltonrushii, 363 nucleotides long. RefSeq lists its product as uncharacterized. Gene Ontology annotation, cellular component: cytosol. The transcript has 3 exons. NCBI's taxonomy places the organism in Eukaryota, Fungi, Basidiomycota, Exobasidiomycetes, Exobasidiales, Brachybasidiaceae. Bases 1 to 363 code for a protein of 120 amino acids. The record is from RefSeq and is a predicted model, not a curated record.